This is a messenger RNA of Botrytis fragariae, 580 nucleotides long. Its product is annotated as putative 60s acidic ribosomal protein p2 protein. Gene Ontology annotation, biological process: cytoplasmic translational elongation. The record is from RefSeq and is a predicted model, not a curated record. Gene Ontology annotation, molecular function: structural constituent of ribosome. The transcript has 4 exons. Lineage: Eukaryota; Fungi; Ascomycota; Leotiomycetes; Helotiales; Sclerotiniaceae. Gene Ontology annotation, cellular component: ribosome; cytosolic large ribosomal subunit. The coding region runs from base 79 to 414 and encodes 111 amino acids.
UGAAAUUUCAGUCUCCGUCUCUUGCGGUUAAAUCGAUUGAUAUACCUGUUCUUUAACGAAACAAAUAAAUCAUUCAAAAUGAAGUAUCUCGCUGCAUACCUCCUCCUCACCAUCGGUGGAAAGGCUUCCCCUUCCGCUAAGGACAUCACCACCGUUCUCGAGUCCGUUGGAAUUGAGAUCGACCAAGAGCGUCUCGAUACUCUCAUCAAGGAGCUUGACGGAAAGGACAUCAACGAGUUGAUCGCUGAGGGUUCCUCCAAGUUGGCAUCCGUCCCAUCUGGUGGUGCCGGUGCUGCCCCAGCUGCUGGUGGAGCUGCCGCUUCCAGUGGUGCCGCUGCUGAGGAGAAGGUUGAGGAGAAGGCUGAGGAGAAGGAAGAGUCCGACGAGGAUAUGGGUUUCGGUCUUUUCGAUUAAGCAGUCAAUUGACUUCCCCACGGACUCGACGCUCUCGACCUACCGGAACAUCAUUUCGAGAUUUCUGGGAGAACUCGUGCGGGCUUCGCCCAUUGUUUGCACGCCAUAUGGGAUGGAUUUUAUCUCGCGAAGAUUCCCAUGAUAAGCAUAUAUUCAUGCAAAAUAG